UCAGACUCCCCCCACCCCCUUCCUCCUUUACCUACGCACCUCCCGCCCACGCAUGAUCUGAUCGCCUUUAAACCAGUGGCAGCUCAUUUCCAGGCGUAUUUCUCCUAAGGCCGGGCAGUGAGCUGAUGGCUCAGGUUCCAGAAGCUUCCUCGUCCUCCGGCUCCGUGGCUUGCUGGAGCUCGCGAGUGGAGGGAGGAGCCUCGCCCGAAAAGGCGGUUGAGAAGGCGGGGAAAAUGGAGGAGGAGGCAGUGGGCGCGGCGAAGGCGUACGCGAGCCGGGAAGCUGAGAUGAAGCUGGAGUCCUUGGAGGAACUUAAACCAGCGGCUAAGGUUAACUUGACGUGGAGCGGCAGUGGCGGCGAUGAGAAGGUGCUCCCUUCAACCUCCCCUUACCGUUACAGCAGCUCCUCGCCCGUUUGUCCACGCCGCAAGCCCCGCCCUCGGCCCCAACCCCGGGCCCGCUCCCGAGGCCCACCAGGGAACUCGGUCCCACCCCCGUCUCCAGCCCGGCCCCCGCCCCCGCCCCCGCCCCCGCCCCCGCCCCCGCCUCCGCCACUGCCCCUGCCGCGCUCCCGGACCUGGCGGGGGUCCCGGCGUAGAUCCCGGCUGGGGUCCCGGCCCCAGACGCGAAGAAGCUGCUCUGUUGACGUCAGGGGCUCUGGAGAUCGAGGUGGUUUGGGAGACUGGUUGCUGGAGGUCGAAUUUGAUCAGGGUCCCACAGGUUGCUGUCACGUGGAGAGUUUUAAAGUCACCAAGAACUGGCAGAAGAACCUUCGCUUGAUCUACCAGCGUUUCGUUUGGAGUGGGACACCAGAGACUAGGAAACGUAAAGCAAAGUCAUGCAUCUGUCACGUAUGUAGUACUCAUAUGAACAGACUCCACUCUUGUCUCUCCUGUGUCUUUUUUGGCUGCUUUACUGAGAAACACAUUCAUAAACAUGCAGAAACAAAACAGCACAAUUUAGCUGUAGAUCUUUAUUAUGGAGUUAUAUAUUGUUUUAUGUGUAAGGAUUAUGUAUAUGACAAAGACAUAGAACAGAUUGCCAAAGAAACAAAAGAGAAAAUUUUGAAAUUACUAACUUCAACCGAUAGUUCUCAUCGACAGUUUAUCACAUCAGAGGUUGAAGAGAAGCAGUUAACCUGUGAAUCAAAGGAACAGGAGCCAAAAUUGGUGAAACCCAAGAAAAAGAGAAGAAAAAAGUCAGUUUAUACUGUCGGUUUGAGAGGGCUAAUAAAUCUUGGGAACACCUGUUUUAUGAACUGUAUUGUCCAGGCACUUACCCAUAUUCCUUUACUAAAGGAUUUCUUUCUCUCAAACAAGCACAAAUGUAUAAUGACAAGCCCCAGUUUGUGUCUGGUCUGUGAAAUGUCUUCUCUUUUUCAUGCUAUGUACUCUGGGAGCAGAACUCCCCACAUUCCCUAUAAGUUACUGCACCUGAUAUGGAUUCAUGCAGAACAUUUAGCAGGGUAUAGACAGCAGGAUGCCCACGAGUUCCUUAUUGCAAUAUUAGAUGUACUGCAUAGACACAGCAAAGAUGAUGGUGUUGGGCAGGAGUCCAGUAACUCCAAUUGCUGUAACUGCAUCAUAGACCAAAUCUUUACAGGAGGCUUACAGUCUGAUGUCACAUGUCAAGCCUGUCAUAGUGUGUCAACCACCAUAGAUCCAUGCUGGGACAUCAGUUUGGACUUGCCUGGCUCUUGUGCCACAUUCAGUCCCCAGAAUACAGAGAUGGCUGACAGCACAAUUAGUAGAGCUGACCACAUACCAGGAAUCCCCUCACUCACAGACUGCCUCCAGUGGUUUACAAGGCCAGAGGACCUGGGCAGCAGUGCCAAAAUCAAAUGCAGUAGUUGCCAAAGCUACCAGGAAUCUACCAAACAGCUCACAAUGAAGAAAUUACCCAUGGUGGCCUGUUUUCACCUCAAGCGGUUUGAACAUGUAGGCAAACAGAGGCGUAAAAUUAAUACCUUUAUCUCCUUUCCCUUGGAGCUAGACAUGACUCCAUUUUUGGCCUCUACUAAAGAGAGCAGAAUGAAAGAGUGUCAGCCAUCAACAGAUUGUGUGUCCAAUGAGAAUAAGUAUUCCUUGUUUGCAGUGAUUAAUCACCAUGGAACUUUGGAAAGUGGCCACUAUACCAGCUUUAUCCGUCAACAAAAGGACCAGUGGUUCAGCUGUGAUGAUGCGAUCAUCACCAAGGCUACCAUUGAGGACUUACUCUACAGUGAAGGAUAUUUACUGUUCUAUCACAAACAGGGUCUGGAGAAAGACUAGUCUUACCAGACAUUUAACCAGAAAAAAAAAUGAUUAAGUGAGGAUUCUGACAUGACACACAAACCUACCUGGAAUCGACAAUGACUAUAAUAUCCUUACAACAAUGAGCAGCUCUUAAAGAGACACAUAAACCUACCUAGACUGUACAAUGACAAUGACCUAAAUGACAACCAGGACUUUGAUGUAAAGAACCUAUUUUAUUAUUACCUAUGGGUUUGUGGGAGGAAAAAAAUGAAUACUAGUGACCAUUUGGGGUAUAAAAUCCAUACUAAGUAGUGACAAUUGAGUCUUAAGAAAGAGGGUGUGAAGAGGUAGAAAAUGGUCACAUGAAGUAUAAUUGGAUGAAAAAAAUUGUCUAGGUGGGGAAGGAUAGGAAUAGACAUGUUCUGACACUACUAAAUGUCAUUUGUUUCUGCAAAAAUAUUGUGGGAAGUCAGGGAGUAGUAUUCCUUCAUCAGCAAAAAGCUUCAUAAUUGGCAUUCCAACUGUGGUUGACCAGCC
This is a messenger RNA of Lepus europaeus (European hare), 2771 nucleotides long. It is a transcript of the gene USP51, whose product is annotated as ubiquitin specific peptidase 51. The coding region runs from base 126 to 2270 and encodes 714 amino acids. Lineage: Eukaryota; Metazoa; Chordata; Mammalia; Lagomorpha; Leporidae. Gene Ontology annotation, biological process: protein deubiquitination. Gene Ontology annotation, molecular function: zinc ion binding; cysteine-type deubiquitinase activity. The transcript is spliced from 2 exons. The record is from RefSeq and is a predicted model, not a curated record.